AUGGAGCGGCAGCACAGUCGGCGUCGGAGAUCGGCCCGGACGCAGGAACCAGCGCUUGCUCAGCCCGUGGCAUCACGCCAAUCGCCUCGGCCACUGUUGACUUGGUCUCUCAUCGCAUGUCUCUUGGUCGCCCUCACGUAUUUUUCCCGUCCAUUGACACAUCUCCCAUGGACCUCCCGGAUUGCGCCGCUCCCGGGUCGCCCCCAACGGGACCCAGCCGCGGAGGGUCGCCCCCGCAUGGCGCUUCACCCUGAAGAUCAUGUCUCGCGCCCGCCGGCCACACAACAUCUCGAUUGGCGCAUCACCUCGGCCCCGCGCAGGCCCGAUGGCGUCCUGAAACAGGUCUAUCUGAUCAACGACCUCUUCCCCGGCCCCACGAUUGAGGCCCGUUCCGGGGAUAGCCUCCUCAUCACCGUGACCAAUGCAGUAGAGGGGGACUCGAUUGCCCUCCAUUGGCACGGCAUCCAUGUAGCCAGUGCCAUGGAUGGCGCUGCGGGGGUUUCACAAUGUCCCAUUCUGCCUGGGGGUCAAUUUGUCUAUAAUGUCACUAUCCCGGCCGACCAGAGCGGUACUUUCUGGUACCACGCGCAUUCGGGAGUGUCGCGAGGUGACGGCCUCUACGGGGGCCUAGUUGUCCAUGCGCCUACGGCCAAGUCGACCGUGCGAGGAUUACUAUCGCCAGGCCGAGGCGAUGCGCAGCGAUUUAAUUAUCAGAAGGAGCUCCUGCUUCUCAUUGGCGACUGGUACCACCGGCCGGCGAAGGAUGUCUUGGCCUGGUACAAGCUCCCUGGAUCUUUUGCCAACGAGCCGGUGCCGGACUCCAUGCUGGUCAAUGGAGUUGGCCAUUUCGACUGCGCCAUGGCGGUCCCUGCUCGCCCGGUCGAUUGUAUCGAGCAGCUGGCUAAUACCUCGUUUCUGGAUCUGGAUCCGGACACGGCCUAUCGAAUCCGCGUCGUAAACACUGGCGCCCUGGCAGGCUUGUCGCUAGUCUUUGGCCAGAACCACAUUGAUCUUAUCCAGGUCGACAGCGUUGACGUCAAGCGCUCCCAGCAGGAGGAUGUCAACUCGGCAGGCAUCUUAUACCCCGGCCAGCGCAUGGAUUUUGUUCUCCACGCUUCACCCCAACACGAGCCUUCCACCAUGAUGGUGCAGCUUGACCAAGGAUGCUUCAAAUACAUGAACCCGGCAUUAACGCCAGACCAGACUUUCCCCAUCCAUUACCGCUCCGCGUCUAUCUCUAGCGAAGCUCAAGUCUCGGCACCCACCGUGCGGAACCACAUCAACGUCGAGAAUGUACCUUCAUCCCCCUCUAUCCUCAUGAAUCUUCCCCCCAGGGCCCAACAGACGCAUGUGGUCUACACCAAGAUCCAAAAGAUGGCCCGCAACCACAACAUUCCGGAGGGGUAUUUCAACCAGACCACCUGGAAACCUCAGAACGACCCGCCCACGCCGCUGAUCGGUCUUCCCCGCGUGCGCUGGGAUUCCAAUCAGCUUGCGUUAUCGACUGGCUCUGAGGCUGCAUGGGUGGACCUGGUUGUGAAUAACCUGGAUGAAGGGCCUCAUCCAUUCCAUCUGCACGGCCACCAUUUCUACAUUCUCACGGUGCAACAAGCCUCCUACGGCUGGGGCUCUUACGAUCCCUUCUCCGACCCCUACCCACCAGGCCAGGAGCCGGAUAUGGAGAACGAAUCCGAAACACCCGAAGCGAUCGAUCCCAAUUUCCAGCCCUACGAUCUCUCCCGCGCCGCCCUCCGCGACACAGUCCAAAUCCCCAGCCGCGGCUACGCCGUCCUUCGCUUCCGCGCUGAUAAUCCCGGCGUAUGGCUCUUCCACUGCCACAUCUUGUGGCACCUGGCGACGGGCAUGGCGAUGCUCGUCGAUGUCAUGGGCGAUCCAACGGGCCAGGUUGCACAUGAUAAUUCUACGGCAGCGAGCGGACUAUGUCCCGUAUAA
Messenger RNA from Penicillium canariense, 1953 nucleotides. RefSeq names its product multicopper oxidase-domain-containing protein. The coding region runs from base 1 to 1953 and encodes 650 amino acids. Gene Ontology annotation, molecular function: copper ion binding; oxidoreductase activity. The record is from RefSeq and is a predicted model, not a curated record. Lineage: Eukaryota; Fungi; Ascomycota; Eurotiomycetes; Eurotiales; Aspergillaceae. The transcript is spliced from 7 exons.